AUGCAGACGCCGACACUUACCGCUUUUUCUUCUUCUUCUUCUUCCGCCGCCGUAUUCCCACUCUCCUCCUUUUCCACCAUUUCCCCUUCAUCCUCAUCUAUUCUCAAUCUUGCUAAUCUAUCUAGAACAAGCAAGUUCGCAUAUCCAUCCGCCGUUUCACUGAAAAUGAAAGCAUCAUCUUCGCCCAUGAUUGAGAAGGAAACGCCCGAGACCCAACGACCCAACACUUUCCUCAGAGAAACUGACGACAAUCAUUCCCAGAACUCGAAUUCGAACUCGGUGAGAGCUCGAUUCGAGAAGAUGAUUAGAGAGGUACAGGACGGGGUCUGCUCGGCCAUAGAGGCUAUGGACCAAGGUGGAAAGUUCAAGGAAGAUGUGUGGUCCAGGCCUGGUGGUGGUGGUGGAAUCAGCAGGGUUUUGCAGGAUGGCGCUGUUUGGGAAAAGGCUGGUGUCAAUAUUUCUAUUGUAUAUGGAGUUAUGCCUCCCGAGGCUUAUAGAGCUGCCAACCCCUCUCAAAACGGCAAUACUGAGCCUGGUCCAGUUCCCUUUUUCGCUGCAGGAAUCAGCUCGGUUCUACAUCCGAAGAACCCUUUUGCUCCAACUUUGCAUUUUAAUUAUCGGUAUUUUGAGACUGAUGCUCCAAAAGAUACUCCGGGAGCACCUAGACAAUGGUGGUUUGGUGGCGGUACAGAUUUGACUCCUGCUUACAUUUUUGAGGAGGACAUCAAGCAUUUCCAUUCGGCCCAAAAAAGCACUUGUGACAAGUUUGAUGCUAGCUUCUAUCCUCGAUUCAAGAAAUGGUGCGAUGAUUAUUUCUACAUUAAGCAUCGUGGGGAGAGGCGAGGUCUUGGGGGUAUAUUUUUUGAUGAUUUGAACGAUUAUGAUCAAGAGACGCUUCUUUCCUUUGCUACCGAGUGCGCCAAUACUGUAAUUCCUGCAUAUAUACCCAUAAUAGAGAAGAGGAAGGAUAUGCCAUUUACUGAUAGACACAAGUCAUGGCAGCAACUGCGUAGAGGACGCUAUGUAGAAUUCAAUUUGGUUUAUGAUCGUGGCACUACAUUUGGUCUCAAGACUGGUGGAAGAAUUGAAAGUAUUCUUGUCUCACUUCCCCUAACUGCACGUUGGGAAUAUGACCACCAACCAGAAGAGGGGAGCGAGGAAUGGAAACUGCUGGAUGCGUGCAUCAACCCCAAGGAAUGGAUCUGA
Fraxinus pennsylvanica is the source of this 1206-nucleotide messenger RNA. The record is from the annotation of a GenBank genome assembly. NCBI's taxonomy places the organism in Eukaryota, Viridiplantae, Streptophyta, Magnoliopsida, Lamiales, Oleaceae.